This is a messenger RNA of Meleagris gallopavo (turkey), 2302 nucleotides long. The record is from RefSeq and is a predicted model, not a curated record. NCBI's taxonomy places the organism in Eukaryota, Metazoa, Chordata, Aves, Galliformes, Phasianidae.
UAGUUCUUGCAACUAAUGCACCUUUUCCUUUUUCCUCAGGAUUUGUCUGGAUCCAUUGAUGAUUUGCCGACUGGAACUGAAGCAACGCUGAGCUCAGCUGUUAGCGCAUCAGGCUCUACAAGCAGCCAAGGGGAGCAGAGCAACCCUGCACAGUCUCCAUUCUCCCCUCAUGCUUCACCACAUCUCUCUGGCAUCCCCGGGGGCCCAUCACCUUCCCCUGUAGGCUCUCCUGUUGGAAGCAACCAGUCUAGGUCUGGUCCCAUUUCUCCAGCAAGUAUUCCAGGCAGUCAGAUGCCACCACAGCCUCCUGGCAGCCAGUCAGAAUCCAGCUCCCACCCUGCUUUGAGCCAGUCACCAAUGCCACAGGACCGAGGUUUUAUGGCAGGCAUACAGAGGAACCCUCAGAUGUCACAGUAUGGACCUCAACAAACUGGACCUUCCAUGUCACCACACCCCUCACCUGGUGGCCAAGUGCAUCCUGGAAUUGGUAGCUUUCAGCAGAGUAAUUCAAGUGGUACUUAUGGGCCUCAGAUGAGCCAGUAUGGACCACAAGGAAACUACUCCAGACCACCAACAUACAGUGGCGUGCCCAACACAAGCUACAGUGGCCCUGGACCCGGCAUGGGUAUAAAUGCCAACAGCCAGAUGCAUGGACAGGGGCCAAGCCAGCCCUGUGGUACCAUGCCUCUCGGACGGAUGCCAUCAACUGGGAUGCAGAGCAGACCAUUUCCUGGAAACAUGAGCAGUAUGACCCCCAACUCUCCUGGCAUGUCUCAGCAGGGAGGCCCCGGGAUGGGCCCACCCAUGCCAACUGUGAACCGUAAGGCACAGGAGGCGGCUGCUGCAGUGAUGCAGGCUGCUGCAAACUCCGCUCAGAGCAGGCAAGGCAAUUUUCCUGCCAUGAAUCAGAGUGGUAUUAUGGGUUCCAGCUCCCCCUACACUCAGCCGAUGAACAACAGCUCGGGGUUGAUGAACCCGCAGGCUCCUCCAUACAGCAUGGCGCCUAACAUGGUGAACAGUUCAACAGGUAAUGGUGGGUAACCUUUCAGGAGUGGCCUUCCUCCGAAAAAUCUGUUUAAAGUUACCAGCCCUGAGCUGACAGCAGAGGAUAACAUUCUUCAUUUGAUUCACGCCCUGCUGGGGUAGUUUGGAGUGAUUUGAAAGUAGGCUGAGAUAGUUAUGUUUUUUGUACAAUAACACGUUUUUCAUGAAGUCCAUUGCACAGCACGUAGAUGAGGACAGUGUUUUGAAAGUUACCGUGGCACUCGGACCCGGUUUGACAUAGGUGUUGACUCGCAAGUAAAUGUGUAUUUUUGUGCGUGUCUGCGAGAGAGGGAAAGAGAAGAAAAACCUCUUAUUUGAAGAGGCUGCUAUUUGCUUUUCAGUGUCUUUCUUCCUAAGGUUGCAAUUUCAGAUAUUUAAUGUGAUGCUGGUUUAAAGAAACUGUGCACCUGCUCUGACUUGAAGAUGCUGUAAGUUGGACACUUAAAAUAAUUACUCUGUCCUGAAAAUAUAGGCCAUAUUUACUGGGUUUCCAGAAUUUGUAUAAUCAUCUAUAGGGUUUCUUCAUUUACUUAUUUAAAUAUCAGUGUUGAAAUUUAAUCAUAGCUUCCUUCUGCAAACAAAGCAUAUUUAGCAUAGCUGUUGGGUUUAUCUUUCUCACUGUGACUUGUGAAUUUAGAGUUCUUUGCAGAUUUGUGUGCAAAUUCAAAGACAGCAAAUACACUUUAUAAUCCAUAUUCAGCUUGGCUUCCUAACAAUUACCUUUCCAGUCUUCAGUAAAGACCAGUUCUUUCACUGGGAGGGCUCAGAUGGAGUUUCAGUACUCUGAAGUGGUUCUUCCAAAAUACUUACUGCAGUCACGGAGGUUUUGUGCAUGCUUUACUGGUUACAUUAGACCUUUUUGAAAGCUCUUUUUUUAGAUUUUUUUUUUUUUGUAAAGCUAAAUUUCUACUUCUUGCUUUUAUUUAGUUUCUUUCUUUCUUUAAAGGUACCUUACUAUUUAAAGUGUAUCUUACCAAGAGUCUGUCUUUCAGUAUCUUACUGCUUAGCCUCUUUCAUUCCUUCAUCCUUUGCCUUCUUUCCAGCUUUCCCUUCUUGUCAAUUUUAUGUUCCCCUGCUUCUCAGACAGAAAAUGAUUGUAUGAAAUUCUGGUGUCCAGUAUGACCAGAGCAUUUCUUUGCUCUGUAUAGGAGCUCCUGAAAUACUUAGCAAUUGUGUUUUCUUUCACAAAUACAGUUACAUUUUUGUUAGCUGAAGAAACUGAAUAGAAGUUGUUAAUCAGCAAGCUUUAAAAAGAAAA